AAGAACACAUUCAGAACAUUCUACUACCCAAUCUAAUCAUGUGCCAACCCUGACACUGAAUCUAUCAGAGUUUCGAAGUCCGAAAUACCAAGGCCAUCACCGUCUCCUCCUAUCGCGACACGAGGCACCGACCACACCGACAACCAAGCGUAUAUCCACCCCAUACCCCAGUUGCCCAAUAUAUGUGCGUGUGUAUAUGUACAUCUCGGAACAUAGAAUCGGACGAACGUGUCACGGAUUGCAUGGCAACAGGCGGUCACAGAUAAGAACGUAUCGAGAAACCAACAAAAAAAGGGCCGACCUUCCUGGAAGCAUCUCCGACUGUACAUGCAGUAUCUCAUCCAAGACAGCGUUUAAUCUUAGAUGCAUUGUGCGCGUCUUUACAUUCCAUCUUUCUCCGACAUCUAGUGUUGCUAGGAUUGCUGAUCUUGCCAAUGCUGUCGUCGUCGUAAUCUCGGCUGGAGAUGCUACACUGUGGAUUUAUCUCGUGCGGGAGGUGCCUCUAGCCGAUGCUACAAAGUCCAUCCUGAUCGGUAAGGGAGUACAAUGCUCGAUUGGCGAAGACGGGGAACGCGCGGAAGGCCGCGGCAGAGGACCGCAGCAUGUUUUGUGGCUUGCCUUGUUCGGCCGACAAACGCUGGGCAUGGUUUCGAGAUGUUAUUCGACGACUGGCAACGUGAUUGUGACUGCAUAG
Bipolaris maydis ATCC 48331 is the source of this 694-nucleotide messenger RNA. The record is from RefSeq and is a predicted model, not a curated record. NCBI's taxonomy places the organism in Eukaryota, Fungi, Ascomycota, Dothideomycetes, Pleosporales, Pleosporaceae.